AUGACACUACCAAAAUGUCAGCACAAAGGAUGCCGUGAGGCUUCUGUCUGCUACUUACCUGAGAAAAAACUGUACCUUUGACAGUAUCACCGGUUUAGUCAAUAUCCUAACGAAGAUUCAGUACCCCUUGUUGAUGACGUUCUUAUUGAAACGGAUCUGAAAGCUAUCGAAAUCUGCAGAAAAGAUUUCCUAGCCUACACUCAAAUGCUGAAUGAAGGACGUAUCCCUCCAGGUGAAGAUGAUCUAAGCACAACUGUGAGAGUAGAGUUCCAGCAUAUCUCCGAUGAACUAAAAGAAGCCCGAGAAACCCGCAAAUACUACAAGUCACAUGAACUGCUCGAUAAAACUUUGAAGAUUAAAAAUAUCUUGCAACAAGAUUCACUUUACGUUGAGCACUUGGUGACUAGAGCUUGGAAUCAAUCGCUUUCAAUUAUCAAGGGUGAGUCUCUGAAGAGCUCUGAACUUGUCGAAAUGGAGCUAAAAGACAAGUAUGAUGCAAUAUUUGACACGAUAUCCAAGAAGUUCAGGGAAUUUAGGCAUGGGAUCAAGCAAAGACACCAACAAGAAAUUGAAGAUUUUAAGUCGAAGCUGGCAUUGGAGAAGUCAAUAGCUGAAAGCUUGAAUACGGAACUAGAAGACCAAAGCGAAAGACAUACCGAAGAACUUAAGGCUUCUGAACAGGAGAAGGAGAAUCUUAAGGCAGACUAUGACAACAUUAAACAGGGACUAAUCUCCAAGCUAAACCUCUCCGAGUGCUCUGACCUCACCCUCUUCUACAAAAUUACCACUGGGGAAGACGAACAAAUCGGACCUGAAGCUGAACUGACACUUAACCUUAACAAUCCCAAACACAUGGAGUUUCUAACAUCCCUGAACAAGAGAAUGCCAGACAUUGAUGUACUUAAUCUUGACAACAUCCCUCUGAACUGCCAAGAAGUCAAGACUUUCCUGUCCACCCAUUUCCCCAACAAAGUGAGGUUCCUCGAUUUUAACUAUGACUCUCCUCUGAGUAGUUGUGUGUCCUUUUACUUGGAGGAACUGGUGGAAGUGAGUAAGAGAGUCACUGGAGUGUUGUAUAUUUAUAAUUUUGAAGUCUCUCAGGACCAGCUCGUCGCCCUCUUCUCCGCUAACAGACAUACAGAGUACUUUGGGUUUCCUGAAUGCAAACUCUCGCUGUCUUCUGUUCCUGAUUUCGGAGGAACCCUCGCUGGAAGUACGAUGCAAAGAUUAGAUUUGGAAGGCUGAGGAGGCUCUUCGUAUGGCGACUGGGGCAACAAUGAGUCGCACUUUGAAAACCUGAUUGCUGGGCUUUCCAAAGAGGAGGAUUUUAGGAAGAAUCUGAAGGAGAUUGGAAUGAUCAAGUGUGGAAUGGAGAAGAAUGUUGUGGAGAAGAUUUUGGCUGAUCAUGACUUUGGACAUGUCGAAAUUUGGACUUACUCUAAGUAG
Moneuplotes crassus is the source of this 1446-nucleotide messenger RNA. NCBI's taxonomy places the organism in Eukaryota, Ciliophora, Spirotrichea, Euplotida, Euplotidae. The record is from the annotation of a GenBank genome assembly.